Messenger RNA from Vitis vinifera (wine grape), 372 nucleotides. RefSeq lists its product as uncharacterized. The record is from RefSeq and is a predicted model, not a curated record. Bases 1 to 372 code for a protein of 123 amino acids. The transcript has a single exon. Lineage: Eukaryota; Viridiplantae; Streptophyta; Magnoliopsida; Vitales; Vitaceae.
AUGGAAGCUCUUAGCCAACUGCUGUCAAGUGCAAGAAAUGGUGGCUUUAUUUCUAGUUUCAAAGUGGGAGGAAGAGGAAGAGAGGGACUGAUUGUGUCUCAUCUCUUAUUUGCUGAUGAUACCUUGAUUUUCUAUGGUGUUGAUGCAGAACAGUUGCAAUAUCUUAGCUGGACUUUUAUGUGGUUUGAGGCGAUUUUAGGGUUAAAAGUUAACUUGAGCAAAAGUGAGGUCAUCCCGGUGGGUGAAGGCGUUCAUAUGGAGACUCUUGUCCCUGUCUUAGGUUGUAAGAUUGGGAGUUUACCCACCUCCUACCUAGGUCUCCCCCUUGGGGCCCCUUACAAAUCCACUAGGGUGUGGGAUGUAGUGAAAUAA